Messenger RNA from Orbicella faveolata, 4339 nucleotides. RefSeq names its product ubiquitin carboxyl-terminal hydrolase 48-like. Gene Ontology annotation, cellular component: nucleus; cytosol. NCBI's taxonomy places the organism in Eukaryota, Metazoa, Cnidaria, Anthozoa, Scleractinia, Merulinidae. Gene Ontology annotation, biological process: protein deubiquitination. The record is from RefSeq and is a predicted model, not a curated record. Gene Ontology annotation, molecular function: cysteine-type deubiquitinase activity; cysteine-type endopeptidase activity; protein binding.
UUAUCACAGAUCUGUAGUUGGUUUAUAGCGUAGUGCACAAAUGUGUUUUCUGACAAAUUUGCCUGAACUGACCGAAACGGGGAGAGAGCGAGGAGAGCGGGGAGAGCGGCAUGGGACUGUUUGAGCCCACGGACUCGCCGGUUUUACGCUCCAAAAUGCGCGCGCACGGCGCGGGAAGAAGAAAUCCAAGAUGGCGCGUCGAACAACAAAUCGGAAACAGCAGGGAAAUGUAGUAAAGCAAGCUUGGGAAUGGGCUGAUCACACGGAACCCGAAAAUAUCACAAGAGAAAAUAUCGAGAGCGCCUACCGGGUAAAUACGACUGGUUGUUCUCAGGGAAAUUGCAGGAGGAAUUGUAAAGCCAAUCCUAACUGUUUCAAUUGCCUUGGAGAAAAGUUUUGGCUUGGUGAAAUAAAAGAUGACUACUGGUUGAAUUGUGAAGAUCCAGAAAAUGAAAGAAGACCUGAGAAUGCUUUUGUUGGUCUCAAGAACCUUGGUGCCACAUGCUAUGUGAACACAUUUCUACAGGUCUGGUUUCAUAAUCCUGUUUUUCGCUCAGCUAUGUACAAAUAUAUCUCUCCUACGAUUCCUGGAUGUAAAUCAAAACAAGAAGAUAACAGAUCUGUGAAUGGUUUGCCAACAUCACAGAGUGUUACAAACACAAAAGACUCUCUUAAGCUGAGCAACCACAAAAGUGAGGAUAGCAAAGCACUGGAUGAGCCUUUCUCUGUUGCUGUAACACCCGAUCAAGCAUCAAGCAACCAACUGGUCCCAUUACUUCCUUCUACCACCGUGCUGAGCUCAGAGGAAGCACCAACGACAGUCUGCGGUCAUCUUCAGUUGCUGUUUGCUCAGUUACAAUACAGUUUUCGAAGAUACAUUGAUCCCAGUCCAUUUGUGGACAGUUUAGGACUGGAUACUGCACAGCAGCAGGAUGCACAGGAGUUUAGCAAACUUUUUACAUCUUUACUUGAAGAAACUUUCUCAAAACAGGCUGAGCCUGAGGUGCAGAAUGUUGUUCAGACUCAGUUUGGUGGAGAAUACUUUUACGUCACAGAAUGUCACAGCUGUGGGAACAAAUCAAAGAGGCUAUCUCGCUUUUACGAACUGGAUUUGAACAUUCAAGGACACUCGUCACUCAACCAGUGCAUCAAAGAGUUUCUAAAGGAAGAGAAGUUAGAUGGUGAUAAUCAGUAUUACUGUACCCACUGUAACAGCAAACAGAAUGCUGCUCGCUACAUUGAAUUGCACUCCCUGCCUCCAGUUCUCAAUCUUCAACUAUUACGAUUUGUGUUUGACAGGAAAACAGGCUACAAGAAGAAACUGAACUCAUUCAUUCAGUUUCCUGAUGUCCUUGAUAUGAAGGACCAUGUGAAAAAUGGAUGCAUUGGUAAGCAACUCAUGUACAUUGAAAAAGCAGAUGAAAUAUUCAGAAAAUAUGGUGGUCUACCAAGACUUCAAAGUGACUCAAUGUGUAUUAACUGUGUCAAAGAACAAUGCAGAAGAAUACGUUUCGAAUCCAGACUGGCUGAAGAUUACAAGUUUGUGUCCGAUACUUUGAAGUCUCAAACAUCACUCAGUGACAAGUUCUUUUGGGUUGGUCGGCGGUCACUUCUGAGAUGGAAAGCUUUAGCAAUCCAUCAUGAAGAGGCGCGCCAGAGUUUGAUGGACAGAUGUCAAGUUACAGCCAAUUACGACGCGGAGGAAGAUGAUGAAGUUAAGGUCAAAGGAAUUGAAGAUCAUGAUGUUAGCAUGACGGAAGAAGAGAAGGCACCUCAGCAGAUGGACGAGAAUCCACAGGAGAUUGGUGCUGAGGAGGACGAAGAUGACAGCGAUUCUAAGUUCAACGAAGACUUGCUUUGCGAGCACGGAGACCUUUCUUCGGACGAGUCUUGCCGGAGGCUUGUACCAGAUGUCGUGUGGCAGAGGUUAAAGUACUACUUUUCUUGCGCACCCGAGUUUCAAGCUGUUCACCCAGUGUGCAGGUCGUGCCAGGCAGAAGACGAGGAAGAACGACAGAAGAAUGAGACGUACAAAUUGCUCGCAUCAGAGCAGAGAGCUGCUGUUAGUCAACUGUAUCUCGACAGGAAUCGGCCGUCACUUGAUAACGACGAUCCAUUCGUUGCCUGUGCCAUUUCAAAAAGUUUUCUUGAUCAGUGGAGGCAAUUCUUAAGGUACCCCGCAAGGAAUGUCCCACCGGACAGUAUCGUCAAUGCCCCUCUGCUGUGUCCCCAUGAAAAGUUCCUCUUCAAUCCGGAGUGUGAUGACGACAUGGAUGGUGCGAAUGAAGAGUUAUGUUAUGUCUGGCAACACGAGUGGAACACACUUACCCAAACCUACCCUUACGAUCACGUGAUCACGGUUACCAAAAGUGUAACAGAAGACGACGUGAGAGAACUGGUGACUAGUCCCGACGUGUGCACGGAAUGCUGCUAUGCGCGGAUACAGGAACGAGCACAGCACGUGGAGAAUUAUCGUUAUGGAACAAUCUACGUGCGCAAAAUAACAAAGGAUCACACCGAGAAGGACAUACAGCAAGCCUUGAAUGAUAGUACCUCGAGCAAAGAUGUCUAUUCGUUCGAUCCAGAUUUCCAGACACCACCGAACAAUAAGAAACCAAAGCUGAAUCGUGAUAGUCGAGCCCGUCGAAGUUCCAGACUCAAUCCAAGUCAAGUUCUGAAUGCCAAGCGAAUUACCAUCAAAGCUGCAGAUGAAAUAUUCAGAAAAUAUGGUGGUCUACCAAGACUUCAAAGUGACUCAAUGUGUAUUAACUGUGUCAAAGAACAAUGCAGAAGAAUACGUUUCGAAUCCAGACUGGCUGAAGAUUACAAGUUUGUGUCCGAUACUUUGAAGUCUCAAACAUCACUCAGUGACAAGUUCUUUUGGGUUGGUCGGCGGUCACUUCUGAGAUGGAAAGCUUUAGCAAUCCAUCAUGAAGAGGCGCGCCAGAGUUUGAUGGACAGAUGUCAAGUUACAGCCAAUUACGACGCGGAGGAAGAUGAUGAAGUUAAGGUCAAAGGAAUUGAAGAUCAUGAUGUUAGCAUGACGGAAGAAGAGAAGGCACCUCAGCAGAUGGACGAGAAUCCACAGGAGAUUGGUGCUGAGGAGGACGAAGAUGACAGCGAUUCUAAGUUCAACGAAGACUUGCUUUGCGAGCACGGAGACCUUUCUUCGGACGAGUCUUGCCGGAGGCUUGUACCAGAUGUCGUGUGGCAGAGGUUAAAGUACUACUUUUCUUGCGCACCCGAGUUUCAAGCUGUUCACCCAGUGUGCAGGUCGUGCCAGGCAGAAGACGAGGAAGAACGACAGAAGAAUGAGACGUACAAAUUGCUCGCAUCAGAGCAGAGAGCUGCUGUUAGUCAACUGUAUCUCGACAGGAAUCGGCCGUCACUUGAUAACGACGAUCCAUUCGUUGCCUGUGCCAUUUCAAAAAGUUUUCUUGAUCAGUGGAGGCAAUUCUUAAGGUACCCCGCAAGGAAUGUCCCACCGGACAGUAUCGUCAAUGCCCCUCUGCUGUGUCCCCAUGAAAAGUUCCUCUUCAAUCCGGAGUGUGAUGACGACAUGGAUGGUGCGAAUGAAGAGUUAUGUUAUGUCUGGCAACACGAGUGGAACACACUUACCCAAACCUACCCUUACGAUCACGUGAUCACGGUUACCAAAAGUGUAACAGAAGACGACGUGAGAGAACUGGUGACUAGUCCCGACGUGUGCACGGAAUGCUGCUAUGCGCGGAUACAGGAACGAGCACAGCACGUGGAGAAUUAUCGUUAUGGAACAAUCUACGUGCGCAAAAUAACAAAGGAUCACACCGAGAAGGACAUACAGCAAGCCUUGAAUGAUAGUACCUCGAGCAAAGAUGUCUAUUCGUUCGAUCCAGAUUUCCAGACACCACCGAACAAUAAGAAACCAAAGCUGAAUCGUGAUAGUCGAGCCCGUCGAAGUUCCAGGCACCGUAAACAGCGCGGAGAAGUCUCACUGACUGUUGGAUCAACCGAGACUUUACGAGAUGUCAAAUUACAGCUGAUGAAGAGUUUUUCUGUGAUGCCCAUGGAUCAACAUCUCACGUUAAAUGGCGUGCCUCUCUCAAACAAUGACGCGACGCUUAUAACUUUGGGAAUCAAGCCAGGAUCUUUAUUGCUAUUACAGAUUGAUGAACCACAGGGAGCCAUCUCACAGGACGCUCUACCAGUCAGCAAUGCCCCUGAAGAAGGUUUCAAAGGGACUGGUUUACUUGGUCACUCGUAGAAGAUACAAAUGAUCACAACUGGCUAGAACACAACGAUAAUUGGGUGCAAAGCCGGCUCAGUUAUGAGAAACAGAGUAAAAUUAUUCGUUGAAUUU